AUGGAUGACAUGUAUCCUGAAAACCUCGACAAUCAACCUGGAGAAAUGGGACAAAACCCACCAUAUUUCUUCCCAAAUCCUCCACCUCAACAUCACCAAGAACCUCCCUUUAUGAAUCCUAAUCAACCGCAUAACGCCACUGGAGGAUUGCAACCCUCGGAAUAUGAGAGAAUGAAUAUCAAUCAUUUAGCUUUUGCUCGGGAUUACGUGAUGUUAGGCAUACAACAGAAUCCAGUUCUUCCUUAUCAUAAUCCCCACCAAUUCAUUCCUCUGGCUCAAGUACCUGAUGAUCAAUCAAUGAGGCUUGAAGUUGGAAUACAAAAUCCAAACUACUAUCAGGACAUUCAAGACAGGCGACCAAAUCUUCCGGCUCCAGAAGAAGACAUUUUUUCUGAUGCUGACAAAGAAAUGUUGGAAGCGUUACAGCGUGAUUAUCCAGAUGAACAUCAGGUCGAGCCGACAAUCGAUGCAUACGAAAACAUUUAUAAUGAUCAGAGAGAUGUACCAGCUGAAAGAGACGCGCAAAGUGAGGAAACUCUCGGUAAUUCUGAAUACGAUGAAGAAGUGUUAGCAGGACCUUGCUCUACGAGUCAACACUCUACAAGUCCACCUAAAAGUUCCAGACAAAAUCAAGCCUUAGAUUAUGUCGAACAGUUGAAUAAAAUGCAUAAAACACUCAAUACUAAGAAAAUAGCGAGGAAUUUUAUCAAAUGGGACGGCAGUUAUCCAGAUAACAGAAUAAAACUUGCCAUGACGAUUCAUACGGAUUUGGAUUAUUUCAAUGCCCAAAUAAAAACACCUGUAGUCUACAGCGAAAUGAAUAACGAACAGAAAGUUAUGUACUCGCGAUUGAACAAUUUAUUGAGAUUUAGUAACAAAGGAAUCGUAACUAUUCUAGAAUUGUAUGAGGAAAUGGCGGAAGCAUGGAUACAAAAGACCAAAAAAAAGAGCAGGGAGAAGUACGCACAAAACGAGGGCGCUUCUAAUGAUCGUGGACUCGAUAGUGGCAAUUCAGCAAGACCUUUCGAUAGGACUCAAAGUGUCAGCCGAGAAGAAGCUCUAAAAGUCAGCAAACAGCUGGAUGAACCAACCGAAAGUGUCGAUACUCGUGAUGUUGCCAAGAGAGUUAAACACUUGAUACAUCUUGAUGUGGUCAAAAGAACGCCUAUAUCUUUAAUGGUUGGUGUCGAUCUAAGGGAUUUCAAAAAACAUUUUAUUGACAUUGAAAACCCGAAAGAAUACAGCGAAAUGAAAGGUGCGCAGAAAAACAUCUUCAGGCGAUUGCACAAUUGGUUGGAUUGUGAUGACGCAGAGAGAGAAAAGAUUAUGAAUAUGUGCAAUGAAUUGAUAAAAGCGAGGGGAAAAGACACAAGGAAGUGGGAGAAUCGUAUGAAACGCAAAUCGCAAGUGCAACAAAAUCCGGACAAUAAAUCGAUAUCACUGGUCAAAGUCUCUCAAACAUACCUUCUGCCCACAGCUGAACCCAAAACCGAGAGAAUCCUGGAAAUAGUCAAGAAAUUAAGUAAAUCUCUGGAAGAUGAAGAAAGUAUCGAUAAAAAUCAUCUUACUGAACAAUUUCGUCGUUGGACGAAACAAUGGCAUUAUAGUAAACUUCGUGAUAUUCUUGGUAUCGGUGAAAACUAUCAAUUUGGAGCAGCUAUCACUAAAUGCGCCGAUAAAUAUCAGCAACAGGUGUGCUUACGAUUCCACAAUUGGUUGAAGGAGGAAGAGAGAAUGGAGAUGUUAGAUUACCAUAAAGAAGUGAGGAAAGUAUGGGAAACGAAAGGCGAGUUGAUAAUGAUCAAAAAAGAGAGAGGAAUGGAAGAGCAGGAGCCAUUGGCAAAAAAGAGAAAGCGCAAUGAUACGCCGUGA
Caenorhabditis remanei is the source of this 1872-nucleotide messenger RNA. RefSeq lists its product as uncharacterized. Bases 1 to 1872 code for a protein of 623 amino acids. The transcript is spliced from 10 exons. Lineage: Eukaryota; Metazoa; Nematoda; Chromadorea; Rhabditida; Rhabditidae. The record is from RefSeq and is a predicted model, not a curated record. Gene Ontology annotation, molecular function: DNA binding.